This is a messenger RNA of Vigna radiata var. radiata (mung bean), 2586 nucleotides long. RefSeq names its product protein indeterminate-domain 11-like. NCBI's taxonomy places the organism in Eukaryota, Viridiplantae, Streptophyta, Magnoliopsida, Fabales, Fabaceae. Gene Ontology annotation, cellular component: nucleus. Gene Ontology annotation, molecular function: DNA-binding transcription factor activity. The coding region runs from base 909 to 2396 and encodes 495 amino acids. The record is from RefSeq and is a predicted model, not a curated record. The transcript is spliced from 3 exons.
CUAAGUGCCCGUGGUAUACAACUAUAUAUCAACUAUAUCUAUAUCUAUUUAUCUAUCUGCUUAUACAAAUGAUAUUCUCUUUUUACGUUGUUUGCUUUUCCACCCCCUUUUUUCUGCUUACUUUACGAUACAAGGGAAAGGGGAGGGAGAGGGGACUGUGUAUAAACAAAGCUUUAUAGCAAAAAUAAUUGAGCUUGAUUAAAGGCAACAUAUAUUAUAAACAAUAAAGAAGGAAAAGAUUUUUCUGGUGUUGAGAAAGAGAACAGAGGAAAAGACAGAAAAGCGCAACGUCAGAGUUAGCCAUAGGGUUCUCCUUGGUAUGUGGUUUCUGGUAUUGUUUUUCACUGCCUCAGAUAUAGAGGGAAGAUACUACUUCUUCUCAUCUUCCUCUCUCUCUCUCUCUCUCUCUAUAUGUCUCUGAUAUGAAGCUUUGAGUAGCUGCUUCUAUAUUUUCUUUUGUUCAUAUUAUUAUAGUGUGGACAUCACUGGAUUUUGGUAUGUAUAUAUGAAAAAAACAAAAAUUGUCUCUUGGGUUGGUGCCAAACAAGUUUGAGAAACCAUGAAUUAAGUUUAUAGUAUUUGCUUCACUUAGCAGAUGUAGAGAAACUCUCUCAAUUAUCAUUUUUCUCUCACUGAUACUGUUUUUUUCUUUGUUGGGGGGUUUGAAAGACUAUAUAUUCCCGAGUUGUGUGUCAAUUUUGCCUCUUUGUUCUGUUCGUUUCUCGCUAGUCCAGUUCCAGCCUUUUCCUUUUUCUGUUUUAGGUGACGGUUGUCAUUUGAUCGAUCCCAGAAGCUAGCAAGAGUAGUAACAUAAGAAAAACUCAGAUCUAGCUAUGGCUCGUGAGAAUUCAAAAAGGUCCAAAUAUGAGAAAAGACGAUGAAGGAUUUGAUUUGAUGUUCCAAAAACCAUGUCUAAUUUGACUUCUGCAUCCGGUGAAGCUAGUGCUUCUUCAGGCAACAGAACCGAAAUUGGUUCUGAUUACUCGCAGCAAUACUUUGCUAGCCCACCAACUCAAACGCAGGCUCCAACAAAGAAAAAGAGAAACCUUCCAGGCAACCCAGACCCGGAGGCUGAAGUUGUGGCGUUGUCUCCAAAGACUCUCUUGGCCACAAACAGGUUCGUCUGUGAGAUCUGCAACAAAGGGUUUCAAAGAGAUCAGAAUCUCCAGCUUCACAGAAGAGGGCACAACUUACCAUGGAAGCUGAAGCAGAGAACCGGCAAGGAGAUAAGGAAGAAGGUUUAUGUGUGCCCAGAAGCAAGUUGCGUCCACCACGACCCUUCAAGGGCCCUGGGGGACCUAACUGGCAUCAAGAAGCACUUCUGCAGAAAGCACGGCGAGAAGAAGUGGAAAUGCGACAAGUGCUCCAAGAAGUAUGCUGUUCAAUCAGACUGGAAAGCUCACUCAAAGACCUGUGGCACAAGAGAGUACAGAUGUGACUGUGGAACUCUCUUCUCAAGGAGGGACAGUUUCAUAACCCACAGAGCCUUCUGUGAUGCAUUAGCAGAGGAGAGUGCAAGAUCUGUGACAGGCAUGGACAUUGGCAUAGGCAUUCCCAGCAACUCAGCUACAACGCCAACGACACCUCACAAAGCACCUUCAGCAGGAGUAGUGAUACCUUCAUCCUCUCAUCAUCAUCAUCAUCAUCAUCAUCAUCAUGAAGACAUCCAUGGUAGCAAUUUCCCAUUGAAGAAAGAGCAACAAGGUUUCAUACCCCCUUGGCUUGGACAACCACCCUCCACCAUUGAUCUCUCCUCCUCCUCCUCCUCAUUCUUCUCUCAGCAGGAUCAUGUGAGCAAUCUCCAUGAAAACCCUAACCCUAGAGGUGGUGGUGGUGGAGGUGGUCCCACUCUCCCUCCCUACCCAACAGCACCUUCCCCUCCUCACAUGUCAGCCACAGCGUUGCUGCAGAAAGCAGCCCAAAUGGGAGCUACCAUGAGCAAAACUGGCUCCAUGAUUAGGACCCACCAACAGGCUCACGUGUCUGCCGACCCUUUGAAUUUGUCCUCACGUGACGACCAGAUGACCCCCACUUCCAACACCACCACUCCCCAUGGCUUGGUACCUUUCGGGAAUAAAGCUGUUCCUGGUGUUGGUGUUGGUGUUUCUUCAUCACUCCUUCACCAUGUUAUUAACUCUUUCUCUUCCCCUUUUGAAGGGACUUCUUUUGAGGACCCUUUCAAUGGUGCUGUCACGAACACAACCGCCGCUGAUGACCGUGCCGGUGGUGGCGGCGGCGGCGGCGGAGGAGGAGGAGGAGGAAAUUAUAAUGAGGCCAUGACUAGAGAUUUCUUGGGUCUUAGACCCCUCUCUCACACUGAUAUUCUCAACAUUGCUGGCAUGGGAAACUGCAUGAACUCCCAACAUAACCAAACCCAAAACCCUUGGCAAGGUUAGCUCCAUAUGUUUUACAAAUAUAUCAGCAUUUUCCUUUUCUUUAUUUCAUUACAAUAUAUAAUAUACAUUUAUUUUUGCUUUUCUUUAUCAUAUAUAUUCUCAAUCUUCCCAAAGGGACGGACCUUCCAGAAUAUCAAUAUUUUAUGCAGUUAUAUUUUACAGAUAUAUACAUAUGACUUUAGUAUAUUAU